Heterotrigona itama is the source of this 851-nucleotide messenger RNA. The record is from the annotation of a GenBank genome assembly. Lineage: Eukaryota; Metazoa; Arthropoda; Insecta; Hymenoptera; Apidae.
AUGGCAACAACUAACGAAUUUGGCCCUGAUUCUGGUGGUAGAAUUAAGGUACUAAUCUUCUUCAAAUAGAGUGAAAAGUUCGCUUCGAAUACUUUUGUAUUUCUAACCCAUACACAUUGAACAGAGUAGCAGACAAAUGUAAUAUAAUAAUAACAAUAACAACAAUUAAUCAAUUAAUGUUUCUUGUAAUGUUGGAAAGCAGUGAAUAAUAGUCGUUUAAAUUUUGCUGGAUGUACUUGCAGGGAGUUACGAUAGUGAAGCCAAUUGUGUAUGGCAAUGUAGCUCGCUACUUUGGUAAAAAAAGAGAAGAAGAUGGUCAUACUCACCAAUGGACAGUUUACGUUAAACCGUACCACAAUGAGGACAUGUCCACAUACGUGAAGAAAGUUCACUUCAAGUUACAUGAAAGUUACAACAAUCCAAAUCGUAUUAUGACGAAACCACCAUAUGAACUUACUGAAACCGGCUGGGGAGAAUUUGAGAUUGUAAUUAAGAUAUAUUUUCAUGAUCCUAAUGAACGUCCUGUAACUAUAUACCAUAUAUUGAAGCUAUUCCAAACAACACCAGAGAUACAACUGGGAAAGAAAAGUUUGGUAUCGGAAUUUUAUGAAGAGAUAGUUUUCCAGGAUCCAACGGCUUUGAUGCAGCAUCUACUGAAUUCUAGUAGGCCUAUAACUCUUGUUGAAGCAAAAAAGGAAUCUACAAUGAAAGCAGUAAUAGAAGCAAGAAACAAAAUAAGACUGGAAGUCAUAGAUCUUAAGGAGAAAUUGACAUUAGCGAAGGAAACAAUUGCUAAAUUUAAGGAAGAAAUUGCCAAGAUCUCUAAAGCUGGAAGCUUGUCUGUUGCGUGA